This is a messenger RNA of Poecilia reticulata (guppy), 1824 nucleotides long. NCBI's taxonomy places the organism in Eukaryota, Metazoa, Chordata, Actinopteri, Cyprinodontiformes, Poeciliidae. The record is from RefSeq and is a predicted model, not a curated record.
GUGUGUGUGUGUGUGUGUGUGUGUGUGUGUGUGUGCAGGCAUGGCGUGGCUGCUCCAGAGCCGUGGCUCUCCCAGGUUGGUGCUGGUGGUGGUCUGCGUUGCUCUGCUGCUUGACAACAUGCUGCUCACCGUCGUCGUUCCCAUCAUCCCGACCUUCCUGUACGCCAUGGAGCAUCCGGAACCGCAGACCGCCGCGCCCACCCGGACCUACAGCAGCAGAACCGCCGGCCCGGGUCCAGAGGCGCAGCAGAACCCCCGGCCGCCCCCCCUGGUGUCUUUAUUUAACAAUGUGACCUUUGACCUGCAGGAGAGCCGAACUGAGGUGACUGCAGAGCUGCUGCUGGCCAACCAGACCUCCAACUCGUCGGCCUCCUCCUGUCUUCAGGACAGUGUUUUCCUGGAGGAGGAAAAUGUUCGUGUUGGUUUGUUGUUUGCCUCUAAAGCUUUGGUCCAGCUGCUGGUCAACCCGUUUGUUGGUCCGCUCACCAACAGGGUCGGUUACCACAUCCCGAUGUUCGCAGGAUUUAUCAUCAUGUUUGUUUCCACCAUCAUGUUUGCUUUCUCAGGGACGUACGCGCUGCUGUUCUUCGCCCGCUCGCUGCAGGGAAUCGGCUCGUCCUUCUCGUCUGUGGCGGGUCUGGGGAUGUUGGCCAGCGUCUACACCGACGAUGACGAGCGAGGCGUGGCGAUGGGCGUCGCCCUGGGAGGGCUGGCCAUGGGAGUCCUGAUCGGAGCGCCGUUUGGCAGCGUGAUGUACGACUUUGUGGGGAAGAGCGCCCCCUUCCUGAUCCUGGCCUUCCUGGCUGUGUUUGACGGAGGUAAGAAGUGGCAGGAGGGAGUGGAGCCCCCUGCUGGUGGGAGAGCUGAUGAUCAGGUGCUUCUGUGUAUUGCAGCGCUGCAGCUGUGCAUCCUGCAGCCCUCUAAGAUCUGCCCUGGGAGCGUGGAGGGAACGCCGCUACUGACCCUGCUGAAAGACCCGUACAUCCUGAUCAGCGCAGGCUCUCUGUGCUUCGCCAACAUGGGGGUGGCCAUCUUGGAGCCCACGCUGCCCAUCUGGAUGAUGCAGACCAUGUGUUCCCCAAAGUGGCAGCUCGGAAUGGCCUUCCUCCCAGCCAGCGUCUCCUACCUGAUCGGAACCAACCUGUUCGGACUUCUGGCCAACAAGAUGGGACGGUGGCUCUGCUCCAUGGUGGGGAUGUUCAUCGUCGGAGUCAGCCUGCUGUGUGUUCCCUUCGCCACCAGUAUCUACGGUCUGAUUGGUCCAAAUGGCGGCCUGGGCUUCGCUAUCGGGAUGGUGGACUCCUCCAUGAUGGCCAUCAUGGCGUACCUGGUGGACAUCCGCCACGCCUCGGUGUACGGCAGCGUGUACGCCAUCGCGGACGUGGCGCUCUGCAUGGGCUUCGCCAUCGGCCCGUCCACCGGGGGCGCUCUGGUCCAGGCGGUGGGCUUCCCCUGUCUCAUGGUGUUCAUCGGGGUGAUCAACAUCCUGUACGCGCCGCUCUGCUUCCUGCUGCGAAACCCGGCUGUUCGGGAGGAGAAGAUGGUAACUAUGGCAACCUGAGAUGGAGGUCUGCGAUUGGUCCAGAUUAGAUGGAGGUUUGUGAUUGGUCCAGUGGGUCUGGCCCUACCUGGCCGAUUAGCUGUAACCCUUCUGGUUCUGGUUCUGGAGGUGAUCCUCAGGGAUGACCCCCAAGCCUCUCCAUGUUCCCUGAUUUAGUGAUGACCAAACGUCAGACCGUCCAAUCAGCAGUCAGCCUGUUUUUCAACUGUCCAAUCAGCAGAGAGCCUGUUUUUGGACUCUCCAAUCAGCAGUCAGCUUGUCUG